Messenger RNA from Wyeomyia smithii (pitcher-plant mosquito), 1228 nucleotides. RefSeq lists its product as uncharacterized. The coding region runs from base 148 to 1083 and encodes 311 amino acids. The transcript has 2 exons. Lineage: Eukaryota; Metazoa; Arthropoda; Insecta; Diptera; Culicidae. The record is from RefSeq and is a predicted model, not a curated record.
ACACCAUAUGCUGUUGGAGAUGGAUUCUCGUUGGCCAUUGAUGAAUCUCAUGUUCGCCAGCCAGCAAACGAAAAGACUUCAAAAUUUAUUGGUGUUUAUUUAUUUAUUCAACCAAAGUUGCUAUAACACGAUUAAUUGUACAAAGAAAUGGUAAAAGUAGAACAAGAUAUUUCUAGUCUUAGUUCAGUAGAUAGUGACAAUGAACCUCCUUCGACACCGUUAGCCGCUUCGACACAGAUUGCCACCCGUGGUAGGUUAUAUGGCGAUCUAGACGAACAAUCGAGUGAAAAUGACGAUUCUGAAGUAAUCCAGAAUAAGUCUAAAGCGAACAAUGGCGCAAAGACAUCGGACAAUGCGAUGCAGAAAUACUUAACCAAGUUUCCCAAUGUCCGUUUGAGUAAACCCCGGUACAAUGUCGAUUUGGAUCUCACCGAUCCUGAUAAUGAGUUAUAUCUCGUCACCUGUCCCGCUUCCAUCGAUGCUAUGGAAUGUUUGCUUAAUGCAACACUUGAUAUUCCCACGCCCGGUAAAGUUAGAAGGAUAGAUUCAUCUUCCCCUGGACUUCAAUUAGAAGCGUUUACUUCUGGAAAUCAUAUUAAAAAUCCAGUGACUAUCUUAGUUGGGAAACAAUUGAAAUCGUUUGUGCCUACUGGUACCAUUCAGAUAAGAGAAUGUCUGGAGAAACACCAUGUACCAAAACUAAUGAAACAGAAAAACGUAAUAAAUGAAGUACCUUUUCCGGAAAUUAUUCGCGAACGACAUCCGCUGCUAGGUUUGCACUACAAAUCUGUUCAGAAACUGCCAAAACGUGUUCAAAAGUCACUUUCUAUGGCUCGGCAGCGUGCAGAUAUGUGGUACUUGCAAGACAUCAAAACCAACGCAACUGAAGUUGAGAUCGAUUCCCCUGAAAAUAAAAAACGGAAACGAACAAACACAGCUGACAACACAGAUAUAUCUGGUUCCACAUCGUUGGAAGUCAUAAAGCAAGAGAAAUUGUCACCAUCGAAGAGGAAAGUUAAAAAGGAGAAGCCCAUCGAGUCAACAGCCGUAGAGGACGACUUAUCGUGGUUGCAGAAUAUUUGAUGGAAAUAUAUGUUGUUUGUCAGGAAGCAGGAGAAUUCACAAUUGAAGAGAAAAGUUUAAAGGAAAACCUCAUCGAGCCAACAGCCUUCAAGGAUGACUUAUCGUGGUUGCAGAGUAUAUAAAAAUAUAUGUUUUUGUCAGUUAA